Bubalus bubalis (water buffalo) is the source of this 892-nucleotide messenger RNA. Its product is annotated as antigen WC1.1-like. NCBI's taxonomy places the organism in Eukaryota, Metazoa, Chordata, Mammalia, Artiodactyla, Bovidae. Bases 314 to 739 code for a protein of 141 amino acids. The record is from RefSeq and is a predicted model, not a curated record. The transcript has 3 exons.
UUCAGGGGGAACUGGGAACCAGGGAAAGUGUGUGGAGGCAGGAGAUGGGGCAGGUGUGAGGAGGGGAACCUGGGCCAGGUACUGUUCUGAGUUGCAGACUCCAUGUGCUCCGUGCUGAGCUCUAAGGGCUGAGUAAACAGAGGUUCUUAGGACUGGGGUGUGAACUCUCAUAAGUCAUGGCCUCUCCUGUGAGACCAGACAGAGUUGGCACUAAGCUGUAAUCAGGGUCAGAUGAGAGAGAAGGUGCUGACAUGGUGCAUGGGGUAGGAGACGAUGCUGAGGUCCUGGCAGCCCCCAUGUGAGCACCAGGGAGAUGAAGGUGGGCUGGAUGGAUCGGGGUAUCUGGGGAAGCUUCUCUGACCUGCUGGGGGAUCUCUCAGCCUUAUCCAGCUAUGAAGAUGCUCUUGCUGAAGCUGUGUAUGAGGAGCUCGAUUACCUUCUGACCCAGAAGGAAGGUCUGGGCAGCCCAGAUCAGAGGACUGAUGUCCCUGCUGAAAAUUACGAUGAUGCUGAAGAAGUACCAGUGCCUGGAACUCCUUCUGUCUCUCAGGGGAACGAGGAGGAAGUGUCCCCAGAGGAGAAUAGGGUGAGGUCCUCUCAGACAGGCUCUUAUCUGAACUUCUCCAGAGAGGCAGCUGAUCCUGGGCAAGGAGAAGAGAGCCUCUGGCUGCUCCAGGGGAAGAAAGAGGUGCUGGGUACGAUGAUGUUGAACUCAGUGCCCUGGGAACAUCCCCAGUGACUUUCUCGUGAUGCUGUAUUAAAUAUGAGAUGAAGCCUCAGAUAGUCUAAUUGCCUGUAUUUCAAUAGAGUAGUGCUGACCUGUAAUUGUGUCAUAUGAAAAUUGCUCAAAAUGAAAUAUUCUGAAUAAAUUAACUUUUUGCUGUGCUGUUAA